This is a messenger RNA of Diversispora eburnea, 516 nucleotides long. NCBI's taxonomy places the organism in Eukaryota, Fungi, Glomeromycota, Glomeromycetes, Diversisporales, Diversisporaceae. The record is from the annotation of a GenBank genome assembly.
AUGACGAACAUCAAUAAUCCUGAUUACGAUUUAAAAGAAUUUGAAAAUAUUAUAGAAAAUUAUAAAAAAGAUGAAUUCGCGUACCUUAAUCAAUAUUAUACUAAAUAUUAUUUGUUAGGCACCAAUGAAAAAAUUACUGAAGAUUUUUAUAUUUAUCAAGCACCAAAUAAAUUAUGUGUAAUAGGUUUAGCACCCAGCCAUCCUUUAUUACAACCACAACCACAACAACAAAAUCAAUUACCAAAAAUCAAAAAUAUAGAAUAUAAUACAAAAGCUGUAAAUACAAUUAAUAAGAAAAAACAAAAUCUUUUAUCAUUUACUUCUAAAAUCUGUGCAAUUACCACAAUUACCACAGAACAAGAAGAAAAGAGAUAUCAAAUAAUGGCAGGUGUUGUUGGAUAUAUUGCUAUAAUAAAACCUAAACAUGAUAAUCCAAAUAUUGCAUUAGGUCAUUGCAUAUCGGAAGAACAAUAUAAUAAAUAUAUAAUAAAAUUAUCGGGUGAAAACACGACAUAA